AUGCGUCCAAGCGUGCCUCUGCCUCAUGAUUUAGUGUUCGACAACAAAAACGUCUCAGACCCUUUCGGACAAGGCACAUAUGAUAGGUGUAUUCCUCUUGUAAAAAUAUGUAACCGAAGUGCUUUUUGCAUUGCCGGUGACAAAACCGGCCUUCGUAUUCUUUCAUUGCUGUGUUUCUUUAAUGUUAAGCAAAAGCUUUCACUAACGAAACAAAGUCUUGAUCUUGCUGAUCAUGGGACAUUGGAAAGUAGGCGAGGCAAACAGGCAAAGGGAAUUUUGACCUUAAAAAGGAUAAAAAAGCUAGGGAAGAAAGCUGAUAGUUUCGCUCAUGGAAUCCGAAAGCAUGUGAGAUUGGGGCCAAAGAUGAGUGAAACAGUGAAGGGAAAAUUGAGUUUGGGGGCAAGAAUUCUUCAAGUGGGAGGUGUGGAGAAAAUUUUCAAACAAUUAUUUAGUGUUACAGAAGGAGAGAAGCUGGUUAGGGCUUGCCAAUGCUAUUUAUCGACAACAUCAGGUCCUAUUGCAGGCCUUCUUUUCAUCUCCACUGCAAAGGUGGCCUUCUGCAGCGAUAGAUCCAUUAAAAUAUCUUCCCCAAAUGGAGAAUCUCUCAGAGUGCAUUACAAGGUUCUGAUUCCAAUCGAGAAAAUAAAGGGAGUGAAAGAGAGUGAAAACGUGAAGAAACCAAGGCAGAAGUACAUGGAAAUCGUGACAGUCGACAGCUUCGAUUUCUGGUUUAUGGGUUUCUUGAAUUACAAGAAAGCUUUCAAGUAUCUUCAACAGGCAAUCUCCCAAAGACUAGACGACGUACAAGUCACUUUCUAGGUGGCUUACGGUCACGAAUAUGUAUCAUCCGUCUUCAUCAUCUUGAUGAAAGGAGGAAGAAAGGAUCAGUCUUGGAAAUGUAAAAAGUUUCUGUUGAUUCAAAUACACGAUCCUCAAUUCUUCAAUCAUGUUUAGGGGAAGGAUACUAAUUUGUUAUGUGUUUGUAGGUUAUUUGAUUAACAAGUGGGGGGCAUUCUUUGUUGUUUGGUUGCUAGUUACUCCGUUCAAGAUGUUAAUACAUACUUUAUUAAUUGAUUGAUGAUUUUUUGAAGGUACACAACUUUACUCUCAUGGCCGAAUUCAAAUCGAUAGAGAUGGAAAGAGUAGUAUACAUGAAAAAUUCAUGUAUCCAAGAAAUAAUAAACACAAGCUUUAUGCAUCAUUUCGCAACGGUCCUUCGGGUGGUCUCGGGUUCUCAUUCAGACUUGGAAUCGUGAUAGAGUCGCCACCGAUCAUUUUUGAAUUAGGUAGAUCAGACACAUCGAUUUUGCUCAUUUAUCGGAUUUGCGUCUUACCUGUUGGAAGUCAAACCCAACAUCUUGGAAGUAUGUAGAAGCUUAAUGAAGUGGAGCAAUAUAAGACACAAGUGCAUGGCGACAAUAAAAAUAUUAUCACUUGAAAGAUGAAAUGCAACGUGGCAAUGUGGAAAACAAAUUAUGGAUGUCGGCAAGAAGAUCCAACGUUGCAAUUAAAAUAGCAAUAUGUCUAGAAAAGUCUUGAAAUCCUUGGCAAUUAAGGAAUUCAAUCACAGUAAGGAAUUAUAAGGCGGCUAGAAGAAUUUAGAAGCAAGUUCGAGGCGGUUUAUUAUAUAUAUAUAUGGGUGUUUAGCUUAAUAUGGAACAUGUAACAUACGAGUGAAAGAAAAAUAUUAGAGAGAAUUAAGAGAGAGCUUAGCAAAGCUAUAAGGUGAUUGUAAACUAGCCGCAACUAGUAUUGUAUUAUUGAGGUAGUUCCGUUGUAAC
This is a messenger RNA of Hibiscus syriacus, 1781 nucleotides long. RefSeq names its product putative GEM-like protein 8. The record is from RefSeq and is a predicted model, not a curated record. NCBI's taxonomy places the organism in Eukaryota, Viridiplantae, Streptophyta, Magnoliopsida, Malvales, Malvaceae. The coding region runs from base 1 to 819 and encodes 272 amino acids. The transcript has 5 exons.